UUCCAAGGGCCCCCAGCGCAGCCCUAUUAAUUAUCCCGUUUGGUUUUGUUUGGGAUUGGCACAUAUUCCGUAUUCACGGACCAGAGGUAUAACCACCGGGAGCACGAGUUUGGGCGGGAACGGGGUAAUAGAACCUUCAGAUUUCGAGCGACGGGUUGAUUCUCAUGGCUUCUACAACUGGUCUGGACCAAAACGAGUCCUACGAUGAUGGUUCAUCAUCUUACUUCCAGAAAACAGUAUGCUUGCACGAUUGGUGGUUAAUCAAAGCUGAAGAGGACUUUGAAGGGAAACGACUAGCCGUUGCGGGCUUCACCUCGCGAGAGCAACAAGCAGUGCGUGUGUUUUCAUCUGCACCAGUACUCAAAAGAUACGAUAUGUUUACCCUGGAGACAGCUGACGGGAUUUGUGUUUUUAUUAAAGGAUUCAUUAACAAGCAGCGGACUAGCGAUAAUGGGUUUCCUUCCGAGGUUUUUAGUCAUUUUGUGUUUGGCUUUCCUCCCAACUGGGAAGAAUAUGCUGCAAAGCUCUUGGAAGGAGAUUCUACCACUUGUGUUCAUUCAGGAAAUAUUUCUGCACCAGAUGAGUUUGCCACUCAUCCAGGAUUGGUUGUAGGCAAGAAAAAUUCUAGUCCAGCCACAAAACAAACUCCAAAAAAUCACCAGCUGUUCGUUCAUGAAAAUAAGCAUGAUAUUGAACCUUUAAAAAGUCGUUUUCAUACUGUUUCUGAGAAUAUCACCAUUGAUGCUUCAAAUGGUUCUAAGUUGUGUAAGCAUGCGACCAAGGAUGGAACAGAAGUGAAUGUCACGACUUGUGAUUUUCGGAGUAGGAGUUCCGCUAGAUUGAAGAAUCUGAAAGGCAAUUUGCAUGAUAACCCAGAAUCUAGGUAUUCUGUGAAGCAUAGAAACAAAAACUUGAGUCCCACAUUAGAUGCAUUUGAAAACACUGAUGGAGCAAAAAUGAAUAGUUCGUCAAGGACCACCAUUCAAUCUGAGGGGAGAAUGGACAUAUCAGACAGCCUUCCUGGAAAUUCUAUGGGCCAAGUUUUUGGAAAUUUGUCCGCGGAUGUAAGAAGCAAACGGAAAGAAGAGAAAAUGGCAGUCAAUGGGUCAAAAAGUAAAAGAAAUAAGAUGAAUUCCAUUCCCUUUGUUUAUGAUGAUCUGAGCAAUAUUGUACAGAAUAAUAACUGUGAAUUUGAGGGCAUUGGGGCAUCUAGCCCGUCUGCUGAUGAAGUUCAAGACCCAAUGCAUCAGACUGUCCUUAGAAAAGUUGAUGCUGAAUGUGCUGGAGAUGGUUCUCAGCAGAAAUCCAAUGUGAAACAUCCGCUAAACUGUGGAAACAAUAUGACUCAAGGUGAUUUGAAGACAAGGAACAAUAAUUCAGCUAGGUCUCCCAUUUUGCAUCGUACAAAGGACUUGAAGAAUGCAAAGGAAGGAGAAAACAAUGCUAAGGAAGAAAGCAUGUGCAGUAAGAGAGAUUUUAUUUAUUCUCCAGAGUCUUUGAGUUUUGGAAGAUCAAGGUCAGGGAGACCACUGGUUCCUACAUUGGAAUUCUGGCGCAAUCAAUUGCCAGUUUAUGAUUCGGAUCGCAAAAUGACUGGAAUUAAGGAUGAGUUGAUUGUGAUAGGACAGUCUAGAGGGAGUAUAUUGGAGCCUCAGAAAAAGAGAAGGCAGUAGAAGUUAAUUUCACGGGCAGCUUUAGCACUUGCUGUUGAAAUUAAGGAACUUAAGAAGGGUAUAGAGUCAAAGUUACUGAAAUGUUAUAAAUUUGGACAGCUUUUGGGGUUCACCAUGUUUAAAAAGGUCCUGAAAAUCACAUGAAGUGGAGCUAGAUUUAUAUGGUGAAUAGGAGUGGACUUCCUUGAGGUUUUCAUUUUCCGAAUGUUAUAUGAUGUUUUGAUGUAUGAUAUAAACUUGAAUAUCAUGGUGUCUACUCUGUAGCGGUUGUAAUAUAAGACGACACCUACUGAUGUUAACCUAAAAAUGAAUUAAUUCCUGUA
This is a messenger RNA of Juglans microcarpa x Juglans regia, 1996 nucleotides long. RefSeq lists its product as uncharacterized. The record is from RefSeq and is a predicted model, not a curated record. The coding region runs from base 165 to 1673 and encodes 502 amino acids. Lineage: Eukaryota; Viridiplantae; Streptophyta; Magnoliopsida; Fagales; Juglandaceae. The transcript has 10 exons.